CCUGCCGUGCUGCAGCCCGGCCCCGGCUCCUCCCUCCGCUCCCCGCCCGCCGCGCCCCUCCCCCGCGCCCGCUCCGCCUUGCUCCGGGCAGGUAGAGCCGGGCUCUGGGCGCGCGCUGGGGCCGCAGGCUGCUGCCACCCCACCUCGCCUUCGCUCAACGCAGAGCCUCGCGCGCCCAUGGCGGGCUCGGAACAGCAGCGGCCGCGGCGGCGGGACGACGGAGACUCGGCCGACGCGGCAGCGGCGCCCCUGCAGGACGCGGAACUGGCCCUGGCCGGCAUCAACAUGCUGCUCAACAACGGCUUUAGGGAGUCGGACCAGCUUUUCAAACAAUACAGAAAUCAUAGCCCGUUAAUGAGUUUUGGAGCCAGCUUUGUCAGUUUUUUGAAUGCCAUGAUGACAUUUGAGGAAGAAAAAAUGCAGUUGGCAUGUGAUGACUUAAAAACGACAGAAAAGCUUUGUGAAAGUGAAGAGGCUGGAGUAAUUGAAACAAUCAAGAACAAAAUUAAGAAGAACGUUGAUGUCCGAAAAUCCACCCCCUCUAUGGUUGACCGGCUUCAAAGGCAGAUAAUCAUAGCUGACUGUCAAGUUUACCUGGCUGUGCUCUCUUUUGUAAAACAAGAAUUGUCAGCAUAUAUAAAAGGUGGGUGGAUCCUUAGGAAAGCCUGGAAGAUUUACAAUAAAUGCUAUUUGGACAUCAAUGCCCUCCAGGAGCUGUAUCAGAAGAAGCUAACGGAGGAGCCCUUGACUUCAGACGCUGCAAAUGAUAAUCACAUUGUGGCUGAAGGGGUGUCUGAGGAGUCCCUAAACAGACUGAAAGGUGCUGUUAGCUUUGGAUAUGGCCUUUUUCACCUUUGCAUAUCCAUGGUGCCCCCAAACCUGCUCAAAAUCAUCAACCUGCUGGGUUUUCCUGGAGACCGCCUACAGGGGCUUUCUUCACUGAUGUAUGCAAGCGAAAGUAAGGACAUGAAGGCCCCUUUAGCUACAUUAGCGCUGCUCUGGUAUCAUACUGUAGUCCGCCCGUUUUUUGCCUUGGAUGGCAGCGAUAACAAAGCAGGCCUGGAUGAAGCAAAGGAAAUUCUUCUCAAAAAAGAAGCUGCUUAUCCAAAUUCUUCCCUCUUUAUGUUUUUCAAGGGACGCAUACAGCGAUUAGAGUGUCAAAUCAACAGUGCCUUGACUUCCUUCCAUACUGCUCUGGAACUUGCAGUAGACCAGAGGGAAAUCCAGCAUGUGUGUCUGUAUGAAAUUGGUUGGUGCAGCAUGAUAGAACUGGAUUUCAAGGAUGCAUUUGAUUCCUUUGAGAGGCUAAAAAAUGAAUCCAGGUGGUCCCAGUGCUAUUAUGCGUAUUUAACCGCAGUUUGUCAGGGAGCCACCGGCGAUGUGGACGGGGCCCAGAUUGUCUUUAAAGAAGUCCAGAAACUCUUCAAAAGGAAAAACAAUCAGAUUGAACAGUUCUCAGUGAAAAAGGCAGAGAGAUUUCGGAAACAAACCCCAACCAGAGCGCUCUGUGUGCUGGCAUCCAUCGAAGUGUUGUACUUGUGGAAAGCCCUUCCCAACUGUUCCUUCCCCAACCUCCAGAGGAUGAGUCAAGCUUGCCAUGAAGUGGAUGACUCAUCUGUCGUUGGAUUAAAGUAUUUGCUUCUUGGUGCCAUACACAAAUGUCUGGGGAACUCAGAAGAUGCUGUUCAGUUCUUUCAGCGAGCUGUUAAAGAUGAGUUGUGUCGUCAGAAUAACUUAUAUAUUCAGCCAUAUGCUUGCUAUGAACUUGGCUGCCUUCUGUUAGACAAACCAGAGACUGUAGGAAGAGGCAGAACCCUCCUCCUUCAAGCAAAGGAGGAUUUCUCUGGCUACGACUUUGAAAACAGAUUGCAUGUCCGUAUCCACGCUGCUCUGGCCUCGAUGAGGGAAUUGGUUCCUCAGUGACAGACCCGAGGUUCCCGCUCUGUCCCUCCUCACGCAGGGUCUGCACUUUAAAAGCAGAGGACACAGCUCUUGGAAGAUUAGCUUUUCUUCUGAAAACCACCUGUGCCAGGGACACAUUUUCUCAUUUAGGCUGUUGUAUUAAAGAUCUCCUCUUUUAAACACAUAGCUAAAAAGUAAUAUGAUAAAAGUAAUAACAACUAACCACCUGGGGAGAGGGUUAAGUGACCUUGUUCAAACAUUUUAGUUUUGUGAUUUAUUAUUUUUAAAAUAAAAUUAAAUAUUCAACCUGU
Messenger RNA from Phacochoerus africanus (Common warthog), 2213 nucleotides. It is a transcript of the gene TTC39C, whose product is annotated as tetratricopeptide repeat domain 39C. Gene Ontology annotation, biological process: otolith morphogenesis; cilium assembly. The coding region runs from base 178 to 1923 and encodes 581 amino acids. The record is from RefSeq and is a predicted model, not a curated record. The transcript is spliced from 14 exons. NCBI's taxonomy places the organism in Eukaryota, Metazoa, Chordata, Mammalia, Artiodactyla, Suidae. Gene Ontology annotation, molecular function: protein binding.